Messenger RNA from Epithele typhae, 2658 nucleotides. RefSeq lists its product as uncharacterized. The coding region runs from base 1 to 2658 and encodes 885 amino acids. NCBI's taxonomy places the organism in Eukaryota, Fungi, Basidiomycota, Agaricomycetes, Polyporales, Epitheliaceae. The record is from RefSeq and is a predicted model, not a curated record. The transcript is spliced from 9 exons.
AUGUCUCAAAAAUGCGACCUCUGCAACUGGGAUUUCUCGACACAGCGUGGAUACAACGACCACAUUCGAACGGUUCAUUCCCAUCCUCGUCCUAAUCCACAACAUUCUCGCAUCCGCUACCAUAAACAACUCAAUGGUCUCCCAUGCAAUCCCGAUGGCGCAUUUCUUCCCCGCGGAGCACCACCACCCCUCCGCCCCAAUGACAUCGACUGGCACCCUUUCCCGGAUCGUCCUUCGUUCGAGUUUGCACAAUGGUCUUUCGACUCAAGCCCUCAAUCUCGCGCGGGUCUAAGGCAAUUAUGGAAGAUCUUGCAAGCAAAGUUCACCGCCGACGGGCUUGAAAACUAUUCCCCUUUCUAUCGCUCCAAGUCUGACAUUGAAGAUGCCAUCGAUGAUAUUCCUUUUGGUGACGCUGCGUGGACGACUAUUGCCAUUCGCUACCGUGGUCCGGUUGGACCUGACUCGCCGUCCUGGAAGCGGCAAGUCUAUCUUGUUCACACACGCGAUGCCCUCACUGUUGCCGAAUGCAUUGCAGCCAAUGCCGAGUUCAAGGACAUGUUUGACUAUGUCCCAUACGAAGAGUACACCGCACCUGAUUGUCGCCGUGUGUGCAAUCUGAUGUCAGGUCAAUGGGCGUUUCGAAUGGCGACGCACAUCUCCGAGGACCCGGACACUCACGGCUCUAUGCUCGUGCCAAUAAUUCUCGGCGCUGACAAGACUACGGUGUCUGUCGCCACCGGAAAUCAAGAAUAUCACCCAGUUUACAUGUCCCUUGGGAAUCUACAUAACACUGCUCGUCGCGCUCAUCGCGAGGGCAUUGUUCCUCUUGCGUUCCUUCCCAUCCCUAAGGCGGCACGCGAGUGGGAAGACGACGAAGAAUUCAGAAUAUUCAAGAAGACGCUUUACCAUGCGGCAUUAGCGGCGGCCCUCGAGCCUCUUCGACAUGGGAUGACAACCCCUCAAGUCCUGCGAUGUCCAGAUGGUCAUUUCCGCCGUGCGAUAUUCCAGCUUGGCCCUUUCAUUGCCGACUACCCUGAACAGGUGUACUUGUCCGGAGUGGUGUCUGGUUGGUGCCCCAAGUGCGAUGCGGUUCCAGCAGCGGAAUUUCUGCCAGGAGCACCACGUUCUCAUCAUACCACAGAUGAGAUGCACAGAGGAUACACGGAGAACGACCUAUGGGAUUUGUUCGGUGUCAACCCUGACGUUACGCCAUUUACGACUUACUUCCCGCGUGCAGACAUUCACGAGCUUCUAACACCGGAUAUCCUUCAUCAGCUCAUCAAGGGGACGUUCAAGGACCACGUUGUGGAAUGGGUUCUUACCUACAUCAACCAGACGAACCAACCACGCGAAGCAAAGCGCAUUAUCGACGAGAUAGACCGCCGAAUAUCGGCGGCAUCACCGUUUCAAGGCUUACGGCGAUUCCCGCAAGGUCGUAACUUCAAGCAAUGGACCGGAGAUGAUUCGAAAGCACUCAUGAAGGUGUUUCUACCAGCCAUUGUUGGGUUUGUACCUGAUGAGAUGGUGCAGUGCGUAGCAGCGCUGCUCGACUUUUGCUACCUCGCCCGACGACCAUCACACGACACCCAUUCCCUCACCGCUAUGGAAGGGUUACUGCAAGACUAUCACCGCCUCCGCACCGUCUUUAUCGCUCACGGCAUCCGUCCAGACGGAUUUGCGCUUCCGCGGCAACACGCGCUUGUCCACUACGUCCGCUCCAUUCAGCUCUUCGGGUCACCUAACGGAUUGUGCUCCUCCAUCACCGAAUCCAAGCAUAUCCACGCCGUCAAACAGCCGUGGCGUGAAUCGAAUAGGCGUAACCCACUCCCUCAAAUCCUCCGAAAGCUCACUCGCAGAAGCAAACUCGCUGCUGCUCGUACAGAGUUCGGACGUCGUGGGAUGCUCCACGGAGACGUUCUAGCCGCAGCACUUCACGACGCUGAACAGGAAGGUGCCCAUCUCGACGAGGAUGCGUGUUCAUAUUUAUUAGCGUUCUCUAAGCCAGCAAACAUCAUCGCGAACCGGCUUGCAGAACCGGAUCUCGUCGAGCUUCUUCGACGUUUCCUGUAUUCGCAGGCCUUUCCCGAUGCCGUAGACGACCCCAGCACCGUCGACAUCCGCCUGUGUCCAUUGGUGCAGCACAAGGAGACGAUUAAGGUGUACUACAGUGCGACAGCGGUGUUCUAUGCCCCCAGCGACCUCGCAUCCGGUCCGGGUGGCAUGUCAAGUGACAUCAUUCGCUGUACGCCGUUAUGGUGGGGCGAGUAUCCACGCUACGACACUGUCCUUGUCAGUGUCGAUGACAACGCUCUCGGAACAGAUGGUAUGCUUGUCGCCCGCGUUCGCGCUUUUCUCUCCUUUCGCCACGGUGGGCGACAGCAUGAGUGUGCACUUGUGCACUGGUUUGAGCGGGGGGAUGAUGAGCCCGAUCCCGUAACAGGGAUGUGGAUAUACAGACCGGAAAAAGCUCCCGACGGUAAUCACGUUACAAGUGUUAUCCCUAUAGGUUCUAUUGUUCGUGCUUGUCAUCUCAUCGGCGUUUACACAGACGGCGACAAGCUACCAGAUACUUACCAUUACUCAGACUCUCUCGAUCAUUUCAACCGCUUCUAUCUGAAUUGGUACAUAGAUUAUCACGCUCACGAGACCAUCUGUUAA